Tarenaya hassleriana is the source of this 1331-nucleotide messenger RNA. Its product is annotated as GDSL esterase/lipase At3g05180. The record is from RefSeq and is a predicted model, not a curated record. Lineage: Eukaryota; Viridiplantae; Streptophyta; Magnoliopsida; Brassicales; Cleomaceae. Gene Ontology annotation, molecular function: hydrolase activity, acting on ester bonds. The coding region runs from base 44 to 1228 and encodes 394 amino acids. The transcript is spliced from 5 exons.
UGUAUAUGAAGGAUGAUUUGUGUACGAGAAGAUACCACUAGCCAUGGGAACCACCGCGAGAGGAAGACAACCAAUGCUUAUUAAUCUCCCUUUCAUAGCAUUCAUCUCCCAGAUUUUGAUUGUUUUGGUCGGUUCGUUCCCCAUCUCACAAGAUUUUCCGGCGGCUUUCAACUUCGGAGAUUCGAAUUCCGACACCGGAGAACUCACCUCCGGUCUCGGGUUCCGUCUCCGACCACCGUACGGACAAACGUACUUCAACGCAUCGACCGGAAGAUUCUCCGACGGCCGUCUGAUCGUCGAUUUUCUAGUGGACAAAAUGGGCCUACCGUUUUUGAGGCCAUAUCUGGACUCAGUGGGCCCACAGAGCUACAGGGGAGGAUGUAACUUUGCAGCGGGAGGCUCCACGAUUCAGAAGGCAAAUGCUGCAUCCAUAAGCCCCUUUUCCUUUGGCGUCCAAGUCUCCCAAUUCAUCACCUUCAAAUCCAAAGUCCUCCAAUUAAUCGCUCAAGAUAAAGAACUUGAGAAGUACUUACCAUCGGAAGAAUCCUUUAGGAAGGGUUUGUACAUGUUUGAUAUCGGGCAAAAUGACCUCGCCGGGGCAUUUUAUACCAAAACGUUGGAUCAAGUUCUUGGUAUGAUCCCUACCAUCUUAGAUCUGUUUCAAGAUGGUUUAAAGAGAUUAUACGCAGAAGGAGCUAGAAACUUCUGGAUACACAACACAGGGCCACUCGGGUGUUUAGCUCAAGUUGUGUCUCUGUUCGGGAAAGACUCGUCAAAGGUUGACAUGUUUGGAUGCGUUGAAGACCACAACAAAGCCGCCAAGAGUUUCAAUAUGCAGCUUCAUGCUAUUUUCAAAACACUCCCUGGAAAAUUCCCCGAUUCCAAUUUUACCCACGUAGAUAUUUUCUCGAUCAAAUCUAACCUCAUCUCGAAUCACUCCACAUACGGUUUUGAUCAAUCGAUAACAACGUGUUGUGGCUACGGAGGACCGCCUCUAAACUAUGAUACUCGAGUUAACUGCGGUGGAACCAUGGUUCUAAACGGCACAACUGUUAUGGCCAAAACUUGCGACGAUAGUUCAAAGUACGUCAAUUGGGAUGGAAUUCAUUAUACCGAAGCAGCGAAUAUAUUUGUUGCGUCGAGAAUUCUGAUGGGAAAAUAUUCUGAUCCUCCUCCUCCGUUGGAUUCCGGUGCACCUCCUCCUGAAAUCCUAUUUAUGCAGACUUAGUUAUUGAGAAAUUUGAUUCAAAUAUUUGCUUGAGGCUUAUAUAUGUAAUAUUGCAUAAUUUAGGGGCAAAACUAUCAAUAUGAAAGUUAUUGUUUUUUUUCCA